CAACUAGCCCAAAACUUGUCCGUUUCAAAAUAACGUACGUGCAGCAAGCGGAAGUCAAUAUAUUCACCAACUUGCUGUUACUGAAUGUCGCUGGUAAACAAGACGGGUUUAAGCGCAAACUGGCUUCUUGAAGUUUUUAGUUUAAUUUUUGCAUAUAAAAUAAUAUUGUGAGGUUUCAUGAAACAAUGAAUCAUUCAAAUCUAUUCAACGAGCCUUGGAGAGUACGAAGUAAAGAAUUUACCAUAACUGUGACGUUGUUAGGUAAGUGACAUGAAAUCAUUGAUGGAUAAAUAAGCUAUUUCGCCUUAUUUCAUCAUGAAAUUUAGCUUUCGAAUGAACUGUGGCUUCUCUGGGCUGCAAUAAUGUUUACCUCAGUGUUGGCGAUCGUGAAUGCAGCCCGGGGAAUGCAGUUCGCUUCACCUGCCCUUUGGCCCUGAGUUAUCAUUUUGAGAACGAGUUCGUGCCAUUCGUCCAGAGAAGAAAUCUUUCACUGGCCUUUUCGACACUCAGUGUGCUUCCUUACAAUUCGGAAAAGGAAGCUUGUUGACUGAACAGACGUAGAAAGAAUUUAAAAAAAGGUACGGAGUGUCAUUCCUGACCUUACGUUGAUCUAACUUUGAGCUUAAUGGAAGGCUUAGUUGUACUGGGAGAAGCAUGUUAAUAAAGGAGUUUGUUGUUUUAAUUUUAGAGAUAUCACCUGCAGUAUAUAGUGAUCUAGGGCGUGUGAAAUGACUGCCCACAUUGAAUCAUCAAAAACUGCGAAGUUUACCGUAAUAGCUAUCAAUGAAUACUACUCAGUGUGCUGCAGCCAUUUUGGUCUAAUUUGCAUCACAAUACUGUAAAUUAUUUAAAUUAUUAAAAGACAGCUAUUAUAAGUUGUUUUUUUUUUUAGGUUUCAAUUGACGUAAAUGAUCAGGUUUAUAUGAUAGAUAAGAUAGGUUAGUCCUCUCAUCGCCAGUGCGCGACGAUUCCUUUGUAACAACUAAUUGUAAGUGAAGCGGCACGCGUCAGUAUGACGCCAAUCCUGACUGUAACCACAAAGUCAACGCAGCUGCAAGCAAGAGGAAGGAAGCUUAAACCGUUACUAUGACAACGUCGAGGAGGGCUACACGCUACGUUCUUACAGAUUACUUUAGAAUUAAUUAUAAUUAUAUAUUGUAUACACAAAUCCUGUCUGAAGGUCUCUUAAUAUUAAAAGCAUUGUGCAUUAUAAGAGCGACGGUCAGGAAAAAUCGACCAUUGAGUGGCAAGAGUUGAAAAAUCGACUUCCUUCAUUUUUUGUCCAUAAAUAGCUUUUAGAUAGAUAAGUAAUCUGAUGUAAGUUGUUCUCUCAAUGACAAAAACUUUAAUUUAGUAGUUGUUUUCUGCGGUAUUAUUCUUCAUGUGGUACAGCUCCAAAUUUUCCCAGUCCUCGUUUAUUCACACAUUUAGACAUUUAUCUAAAGCAUACCUGAGGAUUGGCUUGGGUUCCUGGAGGCAGCCUCCAAACGAAAGUAUCGAAGUCCGGUAAAUAUAGUGAAGCGUGGGCAAAGUAACUUAUGUAACGGCUCUGAGUUUCCUUGAUCCUAAAGUAACAAGACGAAAUAUCUUCCUGUUCCGUCAUCCUUAGCGAAUUACCAUUGUUCAGUCCUUAUUUUUCGAUAAAAAGUGAGUACCAGAAUACUAGCGCGUUUCCUAGCUGAAGGUCUAGUGAUACGAACAUUACAGGGAUCAAAACUUACCUUUUCGAAAAUUUAAGCGAGAAAAAAGGCUCCCGAAAAUUCUAGGUGACCUUUUUAGGGUAAAAUCCGUUAAAAAUGGGCAAUUAUACCAAUUUUUAGAUGUUCGAAAAUCCUAGGAGAGGCAGGCAAGCAAGAAAUUUUACAACAAAAGUUCCGAAAAUUCUAGAUCUCAAAUCGUCUUCCGACCAGAUAUUUUACAAAAAUUGACCUUGGGUGCCCCUGAUGAGUGGAGCGGCGUCUGAACCGGGCCUUAUCAACCUAAAAGCUGUCUAUGAACAAAAAAUGAAAGAAAUUUAUUUUUCAACUCUUUCCACGAAAUUAAGAUUUUGGUCGAUUUUUCCUGACCGUCGCUCUUAAAAGCAGUGUCUUUACUGCGGUUUUCAAAAACACGCGAACUCCGAAGUUCAAAAGCCGCCUGCAGAAUUACGUUUUCCGUCAAUCGUAAUUAAGAUCACAAGCAACGAACCUUGAAACGCAAAAACACACAAAAAGGAUCGAAAUCUACCAAUAUAAUCACAAAUCACAAACCAUGACCUUUUAAACUCGUUGAAGUAAACUUCUGUUUCCUAGGAGGUCAGCUAAGAUGAUCGACGGCAGCGAAAAACGCAAACGUCAGUUGGGUUUUCAACUUCAGAAUUCGCGUGUUUAUGAAAGACGCAGUAAGUUACCUCGAUACAAGAUUUACUUCAAUUUAAACGAAUGAGCAUCCACAAAGUUGCUUUAGAAUAUUUCCAGUUUAAUUGGCAAAUUUCCCUUACCAGGUGACUGAAUUGUUUCAGUACAUCUAGACGGAAAAACUAGCUAUCAUGUCCUAAGGUUCUCUUUUAUAAUUUGGCUUUUUUUAGUGAAGAAGAAAUGUACUUAAAUGUACUGGACGUAAGUGGCCAAACGCACUGUAGUCAGUUACUAUGGUUCAAUUUUUAACCUUCCGUUGGCAUAACUGACAAUAAUGCGAAAAUAUAUACACGUUUUGAUGACAUUGUCAUCGGAAAAAAUGCUGAAACGAAAAAUGAAAGAAAGGAAAAAGCCAAAUAGGAAAUAAUUAGGGUUACUUAACCAUAGCUAUAAGCGUGCAUUCAUUUGAAACAUACGAGUACAGCCGUCGCAUUUGCUUUUUUUUUACGCCUAAAAAACGCCUAAGCUGUAAAUGAAUACAUUCUAUAAUUGUUUAUUAGUCAGCCUUAUUUACUCCUAUUUGUCUUUUUUUUUUUUCACUUUUUUCUUAGACAACGUUAUUGCAAUGAGGUAUAUACACUGUAUGUGUUUCGAUCUUUUAUAGGGCUUAUCAUGAUAAUUGGACUUGUUGGUAAUGUCAUUGUGGUGGCAGUUAUUACAACUUUGCGCAAGAGAGGCCAAAAGGCCUCUGUGCAGCUGUUUUUUCUUCACUUAGCAAUCUCGGAUCUCAUGGUGUGCCUUCUGUGCAUUCCGCUGACCAUUUUUACAAACUUUAACUAUCCAACUGAGUUCCACGAAAGAGACGUUGGCCUGUGCAAGAUAUCGCGAUUCAUGCAGGUACUAGAACUCCUAUUAUGUAUCAGUCAAUUUGAAAUCUCAACCUUUCCCCCCUCCUCCCUCCGAAAACUCAUGCAGGUCCUGGAUCAAAUCGAACUCUCAACCUCACCCCACUCUCCCACACCCCCCAACCCUCUUCUCACCCCAUAACACUGGGGCUUUUUUUACAUGCAUGUUUUUUAUUUGGAGUCUUAUACAAUAAAUAGUAUUAAUAUCAACUAUUUCCAAAUAAGUAAAAUUAAAAACAACAAAAAUUCCUAACCAUAUAUGGCUCAUAAGUUAUUUUAAUAAAAUUCAUUAAGUCCUAGAGUAUUUACUUUUUGCCGUCUUCCCCGGCCCUUUCCUUUUUUCAAAGCAUUCAAGUACAUGUUUUGCUAUUAGUUUUUGUAUUUUAGCUUUUGCGCUAUUGGGUUUAUUAGAAACAUGAAUAUUUUGUUAGGUGACAUUCUGCUUAUUUUUAUUCUAAAUUCUUUUUCCAAAUAAUCUAGUACAGUCAAACCUCUUUAAUACGGACACCAAAGGGACAGAACCAAGUGUCCGAUUUACAAAGGUGUCCGUAUUAUAGAGGUAGGGAACGUAAGAUUUUUGGCUUUUUUGGGACCAAACGAACUGUCCGUAAUAGGGAGGUGUCCGUAUUACAAAGGCGUCAGUAAGGAGAGGUUAGACUGUAACAAACAUCUUUUUUCCUGGUAAGCAAAGCAUAUAUUUAGAAAAUGGUAUUCGUCCUCCAUUUCUAUUUUACAAAUUGAGAAAAUUCUUUCUUCAGGUUUCAUAAACGGGCAUGAACUUUAGAAAAUCGAGGAAAUUCACACAUGACACAUAACGCCCCAUGUAAGGUAAUCCAAGACAGUCUUGGAUUCUGGACUCCACGCCGUGGAUUCCGGAUACUUUGUCAGUAAAACUUGGAUUAAGGACUCCAAUCUAGUGUUGUCAAUAAUUAUUGACAAUAGAGUACUAAAGUGGUGACGUCAUAAAAAUGAAAUUUCUGAAAUUAUGGGAUUGUCAGGAUAUUCUGAAAGAACAAUGUCCAAGAGGCCUACUUGCCAAAAAUGAGCAUUUCGGAGCAAAUUGUCUCUGAGAUCGCAGCCUAGUUAUGCUUAGAAAACUUUCUGAAAAAAUUUCUGAAAUUAUGGGAUUUGUCAGGAUAUUCUGAAAGAACAAUGCCCAAGAGGCCUACUUGCCAAAAAUGAGCAUUUCGGGGCAAAUUUUUUUUGAGUUUUCUAAUUAAGCAUAACUGGGCUACGAUCUCAGAGACAAUUUGCCCGGAAAAGCUCAUUUUUGGCAAGUAGGCCUCUUGGACAUUGUUCUUUCAGAAUAUCCUGACAAAUCCCAUAAUUUCAGAAAUUUCAUUCUUAUGACGUCACACUUUAGUGCUCUAUACCAGAUGACAAUAAUGCACCCUUGACGGUCGUCAUAGCGAGGUACAUUUCUUUUCCAAUGAGCUCUAGCGACUCCAGAUUCAAAUGCACCUUUAAUUGAAAUUGUGGGUGGCAAAGAUUACUUUUCUCAGCUUUAUAUUUACAUCUAUAACCUUAGAGACCUCAUUGCCCAGGGUGAUACUUAAAGCUCAGGGACCGUCCAAUUCGCGAUCAUGCUGAUAUGUCGGCCACUCUGUGCUGUCGAUAACCUGAGAAAACAUCCGACAUUUGGCAACGCCACCACUGGUUUUCCCGCGAAUGACAUCUGAGAAACGAGCGCAGAAAUUCCAUACUGAUGGCACGUCACUACCCAGAUCUGAGUAGUGCUUCUGGUUGGUUGAAGCAAAUUUUCAGCCAAUCAGAACACUACCCAGAUCUCUGCAGUGACGUGUCAUUAGUAUGGAAUUUCUGCGCUCUUUUCUCAGACGUUAUUUAAUUUAAUUCUCGGAGAAACCAGGGGUGACGUCGCAUAAUGUCGACUGUUUUGUCAGACUAUGCCGUCGAGUGCCUUCUAAAAUUCUAAUUCUGAUUUGGUAAUUCCGAGAAAAAAAUAGCACUCUCAAUAUCAGCUUUAAUUUGUCAUGUGCCGCCAAUAUUGCUUCCAUUAGAUUAUAAUCUUCAUUUUCUGUUUUCCUCCUCAGCACUUCAGCCCAGUAAUCUCCGUCAGUCUGUUGACAGCAAUAAGCAUCGAUCGUUACCUGACAUUUGUAAAGCAAGAGCUAUCUUGUACUCAAAGACCUUGGUACUUGAGACCGACUUGGUUGAUCGCCUUCGCUUGGGUCUAUGGUAUAGCCCAGACUAUUCCUGUGUUCUUUUCAACAAACGUCAUUCAGAUUGAUUAUGAAAACAGCACCAUCUUCUACUGCACUACUACACAAGGCAAUAAACCUUUUGGAAAGAUCUACCUAAUUGCUUCGGUGUUUUUCGGGUUUGUGAUACCCUUAAUGGUAUUAACCAUAUCAUACUUUAAAGUAAUAAGAACAAUAUGGACAAGGAAUACCAGGCUUUCGUUCUCUGUUGACGAUAGUGGAUCUGAUGCUAAUGAAAUUGCAAAUGCUGAGCUUCUGAAGAGAAUUCGACUAAGGGUUGUUCGUGUUUUGGUAAUUGUUGUUAUAUGUUACGUAGCAUGCUGGCUACCAUUUGCCAUCUACCAUGGUUUUUUGGAGCAAUACCUCAAGGAAGCUCCCAACCCUAUGGAUGCGGUUCGCCUCAUAACCUAUGGCCUGGGCAUAAUGAACUCAAUUUGCAACCCUUUCAUUUACUUUUUUAACGUUGGCGGAAAGUCCUUCCGCUCUAUGUAUCAAAGAUUUCUGGAGGUUAUGGGAGGCAGAGCCAGAUCGCCAAUGCCACCCUUUAAUUUGGUAGAUCGCCAGUAAACCAACACGGCGAAAGACUUUUGGUGAUAAUUACGAUCAUUGCCCCACAUCGAAGGUGGCACAACUUAAUUGUUUCGGGUCAAAUAUGAACGGGCCAUCCACCUUUGUGGCAUCAGACAAGAUAUUUUAAAAACUUGCAGAUACAAGUGAUCCUCCAAUGUUAUUUGGAAUUAAACUGUGAACUAAGAAGAUUAUCUAAUCUCAAUUGAAGAGAAUAGAUUAACUGAAAAGAAAUACUCGUACUACUUCUUAUGUUAUCAGAGCCAUACCGAUGAACAUAAUUAUUGCGGGCGACAAGAGGGGCCCGCAAUCCUAAUCUCUAGGUUGUUAUUACGCAUGCGUCGCAUGUAGACAGCAUUCGUUUGGACUUCCACUAAGAAUGAAUGGAAUGCACAGAACGCAAUUUGAUCACGCGCGUUUGGAUUUGCUCUCACUCCUAAUAUGAUCACGCUUGUUUUAACUAUCUGUCGCUUGAAACUUACGCGAAGCACAGCGAUGGAGCAAAAGCGCUUCGUUGUCGCCCGCACUCCGUAACCUAUGGUUAUUACUAGUUUAUAAGUUAAUAAUUUACGAGCCUUUAGUUUAGGUAUGAGCAAGAUUGUUUCAUCAAGUUUAAAGCAUGAGGCCAAGUUUCUGAAUACUGAUUCAGAGGGUUUUUGGUUAUAUGGUUUUUUUUCGGAACGCUGUAAAAAAAAUCCUUUUUAGAAACUCAGUCGUGUUGAAUUUAUUUUAAGACUCGCAUUUAGCUUUGUAGUUUAGUUUACGAAAUGUGAAUGAGUAUAAUACUCAUUUUCUCUUGGUAUUAGAUAGAAUUUGUAUAUAAAAACUGUUUAAAGCACUUUAAUAGAGAGGAGAAGUCGUAACGUCACGUGGCCAUAGUAGUAAAAUUUCUGGAUGACAACAAACCGAAAACAUCACUUAAAAAGUUAAUUCGCACUGUUUCAAACUUCGACGAUCUUAUUCAGUUUUAUUUAAUUUGUCAAAUGUUGCGAAAUUUUCUGGGGCUAAAUCCGAAAGGACCGUGUCUAAGGUUAGAAAAAGAAAAAGACAAUUUUUGCGUUGUGCUGGCCUACUUCGUAUAAAGGUGGGGCGUGAAAUUGGCAAGUUUCACAUCGCAAAAAAGCGUGAUGCACGUGUACAGUUGUUGUUUCGCUGAUAUAAACCUAUUACUUUUUUCCAGUUCUCUUCGCCGUCGCCGGCGUCGCGGCUAACCGUAUUUAAUCGAUUAAAUUAAACGCCGCCCUCGAUUAAACACCACAAAUGGAAGCAAAAUUACUAACGCCGCUCUUGAAUAAACGCAGCACCUCAGUAAUGAGAAGAAUGCGGCUUUUACUCGGGGAUAAUAAGAAAAACUUCGGUACUACUUGGUAUAGAUUUACACCAUUUAGACAUUUACUAUUCGAUUCUGUCUCAGCAAAAUAAAGGAGAAAUUGGAACCUUUAAAUUUCAUUACAUUUACAAACGAUUUACAAUAACUGUUGUCAGUGAUUUUAAAAAAAGUGGUUUCGAAAUAAACGCCGCAUUGGAAACGCUUAAGUUUUAAUAAAGGCCGCGGAGUUUAAUCGAAUAAAUGCGGUAAGCUCCCUGUUGUUUUGAUCCACAAAUUUUGCUACCAUGGUAACGUGACGCCACACUUCUCCUAUAUUUUGCCAUUACUUUUUACUGCCGACAAGAACGCUAAUUGUUAUAGCCAAGAUUGGAUCCGGGCGAAGUUUUUAAAGCCUCGAUAAUUUCUUCAGGUUAUUGCAAUAAAGGAAUUUAGCUUUUCUUAUCAAAGUGGUGAGUCUAUAAACCUGCGUUCUCUAUAUUUGUUACAAGUACACCAUCCUCUC
Molecule: messenger RNA, 7859 nt
Organism: Porites lobata
Lineage: Eukaryota; Metazoa; Cnidaria; Anthozoa; Scleractinia; Poritidae
Source: the annotation of a GenBank genome assembly